AUGAGGUUAGGUAUGAAGGUUUCACACAAACUACUUGCUCUGCAGGCCGUAGACGCAGUCUAUUGUGUGUAUCCAGUCAUAGAGAUCAAAAGCCCCAACAUAUGCGUCGGGCCCUUCCCCUCCUCCUUCCUCCUCUCCAACGAUGAACCGUACAUAUUAAUAAUUAGUACCUCUUCCCUCCUCGUGCUCGCCUCCAUCUUCUUCUUCUACUCCUUCGUCGCCUCUCUCGAGAAGUUCCUCACCUCCCGGCGCCCUGUCUCCGCCGGAUCUUCCUCCGUCGCGGCCGACGCGGGCGGAGCCGCGGUAAAAGCGCUCGAUGACAAGAUCUGGGGGAAGGAAACAGGGAGGCUUUAUGGGGAUCCGGCGGAUCCGUGGUCGGGGCUGUCGGUGGUUAGGGUUUAUGUGUACGAGAUGCCGGCCAAGUUCACCUACGAUCUUCUCUGGCUCUUCAGGAAUACCUAUAAGGAGACGACGAAUUUGAUGUCCAACGGAAGCCCCGUUCAUCGCCUCAUCGAACAGUUGUUGGUAUGUACUGCUUGUGAGGCCGCAAUCAGAGCGGAAAAGAAUGAAUACUUCAGUCCAUACAAGAUGAAAUGAAAAAUCUGCAUAGAUAGAGAGGUGCAGAGAAAGGAGGAAAAGAGAAGGAGAAAUGGUAGGGAUCGUAGCACGCUUCCAAGGCUAUAUGACGAGACCCCAACCCUCUCUUCUGGUAGUAUCACUGUCUGCUGCAUAAAGACACUAACCAUGCUAUAAAUAUUAUCUGGGUAUUCUGAAAGGUUAAAAUGUUUUGUCGAGUGAGGAACU
Molecule: messenger RNA, 804 nt
Organism: Phoenix dactylifera (date palm)
Lineage: Eukaryota; Viridiplantae; Streptophyta; Magnoliopsida; Arecales; Arecaceae
Source: RefSeq, a predicted model, not a curated record